AGCUGUCUGAAUGGAAUCAUGGCGGAGACGAUGGAAGGUGCGCCAGGGAACAUCGCGACGAUGGAGAAUUCGGACGACAAAAAGUCCUCCGUUGCAAGUAGCGAUUUGUCGGAACAAGAAGAAUCAUCAGAAGAAGAAUUAUACGAAGUGGAGAGAAUUAUGGGGAUGUCUAAAGCCAGCGGCAAGACACUUUACAAGGUGAGAUGGAGAGGCUAUGGAGCUGCCGACGACACCUGGGAACCUAUCGAAAAUCUACAGUCAUGUCUCGACCUCAUUGAGGAGUUUGAGAAAAAGAGGAAUGAACAGCAACUAAAACGAGCAAAGGAAAGAAAGACAAGAAAGGACAUGAUGGAGGGACGUACCCUUGUGGAACCAGACCAUUCACGGGAGGGGUCUCCUGCCCAAGUCCCAACCACACUGAAGGACACCUUUUGGAAGGACUUGGAAGAAGGUCGCCUCAACCUCUUUGCCACAGACAUGUACUCUCGCGUGAAGGGUGGAGGUAGAGCUCCAAAAUCACCCAAGGAUGACGAUGAGGAAGAUGAGGAGAAAACUCUACGAAAAAGAGGGAAGAAGAAAAACUCUUCCAGAAACAUAAGAGAAAGGGAUAAAGGGUUACGAAGACCCAAACUAAGACCAAAGAAACAUUCCUCAAGAAGUUCCAUGGUCAGUCUUCUGACAGAUUCCGAGUCGGACUCAUCAUCCAGUGAUAUUGAAAAUAUCAGUAGAGACUCUGUGCCCAUAACUUAUAAUGGCAGCGAGGAACCAGUACAGACUGGAAUGUGCAAUGGAGAGAAAAAUGAAGUUCUUACAGUUAAUUCCAAAGAGAAGAGGGAGAAUGAGCAAAUUGCUUCCACUGAAGAAGCGAAGACAAAGAAGUCCAAGAAACAUAAGCUAAGUGCUUCCUCCUCAGGUUUGAAAGACAAAUCUAACACAGAGAAAAGAGACUCUUUUACCAGUGUGAAGGUCAAAUCUGUGACCUCUAAGGACAGCAAGGUCACAGGGUCAUCAAAAACUCCUAAAAUUGACACAUUAAAACGGGAAGCCAUCAUUGAUAAACCGUCUAGUCCAAUUAAGUCCUAUUUGUCAGGAGGCAGUACGCCUCCAAGGAAAAUGUCUGUGGAAUCCCCGAGUGAAAACCGGCAGCUACAGGCUUUAGCCUCUAGUACCCCAAACGACACAGGGUCAAGGUCAGACAGACAAAGACUGUCCAACAAUUCAGACAAUAGUUUUACCGGUAAUGUCGGACACAAGCGAAAACAUAGUCAUGAUUCAAGUAGUGCUAGACUCAGUAAACAACGAAAAGACUCUGACUUCUCCGAUAGUGGCAUGGGUAGUUCCGUGAGUAGUGUUACUAGUCAAGACUCUGAUAGGGGAGCUAAAUCAGGUGUAAAAAGGCGUGAUUCUGUGGAUUUCUCACAGCCGUUAGACGAUAUUUGGAAUGGAUCGUUCUUACCUUUAUUACCAGAAAGUACCAAAUCAGAGGGCAGAGGGGCUGACCUAAGCUUUGAUAUUGAACUAGAUGAUAUAGACCUGGACGAUUUGGAUCAACAAAAGACUGCUGAUGAUGGAGAAGAAAUUGUUGAUAUAAGUGAUGAAAACUUCAGACAAGCAGUAAUGGAAGGAGAUUAUUUGUUAGUCAAAAAAGCACUCGGCAGCAAAAAGAAGUUUGAUGUGGAGUCUGUUGAUGACUUGGGAAUUACACUGCUGAUGUAUUCAGCUCAGAAUGGUAAUGAUGAUAUAGCAGAGUUGCUAGUCAACCACAAGGCAAAUAUCAAUGCACAGCAGCAUAAUGGCACGACAUCCCUCAUGCUGGCUUGCGAACAUGCUCACAUAUGUACGGUAGCAUUGCUAGUUGAACUGGGAGCCAAUGUGAAUCUGCAGCAGACAACGGGUGAAACAGCACUGAUGAAGGCAGUGAGAAGAGGCCAUAAACAAAUUGUGAAGUUUCUGUUGGAGCAUGGUGCUAAUUUCUCGGCUCAGAACAACUCAGGAUUUACAGCAGUAACGUACGCCAAAAUGAUGAGGCUGACUGAGAUAGAGGACAUCAUUGUAGACUACAUCUCCAGGUUAACCAAUGAGUUUGACAAACAAGUUGCCAUCACAUUGAACAGCACAGCUAAGAUAAUCAGCGCUCUUUUCCCACUCCAGUGCUUCCCGCUGUCCGAGGGAGAAAAGUUCUCUGUCAACUUUAAACAUGAACUUCAGGCUAACACACCAGGGGUAGGGUACCUAUUGUUUGUGGCCCAUGCCCGCAUCACAGCCCAGGACAUCCGCUGCAGAUUCUAUGGCCCCUGUGCAGUACAGAAUGUUUCACUCAAUGGUGUUCAGCAGCCACCACUCACAGAGGAAGCUAAUUUUGUGUUAUCCUGUUGUCCACUUCAACAUGGAAGAAAUGAGGUCAUCAUCAACACAGUACCAGCUCCAGGUUCAAAGGCCAAACUGGUAGUGUGCGCAUACAAAGCACAGCUAAUAGACUCCUAGAAUCGUGUGAAGAGAUUGUAAUGUCCCGGACAUAGACCUGUAUGGGGAAUGUCCCCACACACAAACUCGUUGGGGGAUGAGUCAAGUGUCCUGGACAGAAGAAGGAAAUCUCCACCGACAUCGUACCUGUUGAUCUCAUUCAUUGACUUGUGUUUCCCCUUCCACUGAUCUCGCAUAUGAAGACAAAAUGGAGAAAUGAUAAUUGAAGCCGUCAUUCUGAAGAUUUGAUGUUGACAAGUUUGAACAACAGUUGGAACCUAGUUCAUGUUUGUUCAUAAACUUUAAUAGUGUGUUAAAAUUCAGGUAUGAGGGAUUUGUGAUACAACAGACUGACACACAGGAACCAAGCUCCUGGUCACCUUAAGAGUGUUUACAUGUGUGAAAUAAUACAGAUGUGUGUACAGUCGCUGCUGAUAUUAUGACUUGUUGAUCUGUACAGUAUUUGUGAUCCUUUGCCACUUUAUAACUUUCAAAUCUGUGACCUCUGUAAGGCUCGGUUGCUACUUUCUUUUUUCAAUGUGUAUGAAUUUGGCAGAGUUCUGUGUUUGAUUUGUGGUCCGACUGCCCACUGACAAAUAUUUGAAGGGUGAAAAAUGAAUCCAUGUGAGGGAAAAUAUCUUCUAUAUUUGUUGGUGCAUACAACAUGCCAAAAUCUAAUCAGAAGGUGAAAUAAUGAAAUUUAAAGUUGUGACUCUAGCCCAGGCCAUUGGUCGAAAUAUGAAUGUAUAUAGAUAGGCCAAUAAGGUAUGGUAUCUGCAGUUACUAUGUACAGGUACAUGUUUGACAGGUGUGUGUACAGAUAUGUACAGAUACAUGCUAAACCAGUAUUUACUUGUAGAUGCAAGAUACAGUAAAACAUGUUUAUAGCAAGGCUCGGGGACCCAAGUACUGUGUUCAUUAGAAUCGUAACUGGUAUAUGGUUAAACAAGUAACAUUACUAUAAGAGGGUUCAAAAUGUGUUUGUACUAAGUGCUUAUUUGUUACAAAUAUGUUUGCUGCAAAUAUAGUUUACUGUAUAUCAAUAACACAGGGCAAGUGUAGUAUGUGUGGUACAUACUCUGUACGUAUUACAUUAACAAGUUGUGUGUGUGAAAGCAGGUGGAAUAUUGAUGUUAAGCUUUACACAUCCAAUGUUUUGUACAGUUAAUUAUACCAGUACAACCAUGAAACUAUGUACAUCUUACCCAGUAUCUGUAUAUACUAGAAUCUAUCACUACACCAGUUACCAAUGUACGUACCUGUAUAAACAUAAGAACUAAGGAGGGCAAUCAGGACAGGUGUACAAUACAUUAUACCUAUCUCAUUCAAUCGUAAACAGUAUAUUUUACCUGUACAGAGCCAGUAUUUACCUUUUAAGAGUGAUAUUAAUUAUGUACAAACUCAUGUUGGAUAUUGUUAACAUCCCUUUGAAUCAUCACUAUAUGCAUAUAACAAUGCGAACAGCUUCGUACAUUAUCAGGCGACAUCCCAGUGACAUCCCAGCGACAUCCCAGUGACAUCCCCAUCAUGCCAAUUCUACACAGGAUUGUAAUCCAAUUAAUCUGUAUUUCUGGAAGUCUUCUCGACAGAUGAGACGUAAUCUGUCCGGCUCAUAUGAUCCUGUCUACUUGAUAAAUAAGAUCGAAAAAGGUCAUAGCUAUGGUGAUCUGUUUUCAAAAAAGUGAACACUGUUUUAAUGAUCUAGAAUAAAGUUUGAUUUGUUGACAAAAAUCAAAGAUUGGAAAUUAACAUACAACUGAAAAAUAUUCUAAGAUUAUCAGAUUUGUUAGAUUCCAAAAUGAUGAAUGUAAAUGAUUGUGAUAUUUUAAGUGAUGGAUACAUACUGUGCCCUCACUGUCUUUGCUAAUUGUAUAUAUUUCUCUUCAUUGUAUUGUUAAAUAAGCCCAUUCUAGUUGACUUAUAGUAAGCUCACCUUUAAUUAAGUAUUCAUAGAAUUAUUCUAGAAUUUUAUGGAAAUUAAAUUUUUAUUGUCUGGAAUUUGGUUGAAUACUAUGAAUUAAACUUUCAAUUAGAAACUGAAAAUAAUUUUGAGAAAUUUGAAAAUUAAAAUUUAAGCAACAAUUUAGAUUUAGGAAUACUAUCUCAAAUAUAAUUGUUAGACUAACACGGAAAGUUUGUAACAUCAGAUUUUUUUUCAUAAAGUAUCCCUAGUAUGUUUUGUAUAUUUUCCUUAGUAUAUAUUGCAGUGAUUCUGUGAAGUUAUGUAUUUUUGAUAGUAAAUAUUGCUCUGUAGCAUCAGUCUUGUUGGAAAGCAGUUAAUUUGUGAUGUGGGCUACAUGGUGCUUUUCGUUUGCAAUAUUAUAAAAAAGAUGUUCCGGCACCACCCCUAGUAGGAUGCCGAGUGUUUUGUUAUAACUUUAUGUUAUGUAGUUUUGUGGACGUGUUUGUGUUAUGUUUAGUCAUAUACACUCCAUUAACCCUCUCACCCCUGUAGACCAUAAUCGACUUAGCCAGAUCAUUGCAUGGCAACGUCUAUUUAAGUUACAUAGGGGUGAGAGGGUUAAGUUGUUUAUAACAAAAUAUAUCAAUAACUAUAUAAGGUGGCACAAUUUGUACAAAAUAUAGUAAACAACAAAUUAUUUACAUAUUUGCUCAACGUUUUUCAUUCUUACUUCUUUUUUAAAGAACAGAAAUACUAAAAGCACAGUGGCUAAAAUUAACUCAGGAAAUAAAAUUAACCAUUGUAAUAUAAAGAA
This is a messenger RNA of Mizuhopecten yessoensis (Yesso scallop), 5180 nucleotides long. Its product is annotated as M-phase phosphoprotein 8-like. Gene Ontology annotation, molecular function: protein binding. The transcript has 15 exons. The record is from RefSeq and is a predicted model, not a curated record. NCBI's taxonomy places the organism in Eukaryota, Metazoa, Mollusca, Bivalvia, Pectinida, Pectinidae. The coding region runs from base 19 to 2484 and encodes 821 amino acids.